Fomitiporia mediterranea MF3/22 is the source of this 3048-nucleotide messenger RNA. RefSeq lists its product as uncharacterized. The record is from RefSeq and is a predicted model, not a curated record. Lineage: Eukaryota; Fungi; Basidiomycota; Agaricomycetes; Hymenochaetales; Hymenochaetaceae. The transcript has 15 exons. Bases 1 to 3048 code for a protein of 1015 amino acids.
AUGUUUCCUCCUAUGGACCGGUUAACCGCUAUUAGCAGGAGCUUGGUGGAUCUUGAAACGAAUAGCUCUAUUCCUCCUACAUGGGAAAACCGGACGUCCAUUCUAGGCGGAAUAAGUAAUACGGCUAUUUCAAUAACGGGCUCAAGCGUGGUAGCAUCUUUCUACAGCCUACACAGUCUUAUCGACGUGGCACAAAUAUUCGCGUUAAUUUGUAGCUCCAUAAUUCCUCUCUCUAGCAUGGAUCAAAUAAAGGAUGACUGGAAGAAACUGUUCCUAGGUGUAAUUCCAAACAUUCUGGCUCUAAAUUUUGGUGCAACAGUUGUACAAUCUUCGAUCGUCCUCGGAAUUAUCAUCUCAGCAACGAUGGUCCUGCUAUAUUUCUUUUGGUCGAUGACGAAUAGACUUGAGGACCUAGAUGCGCAAGAAGGUUUUCCGACUGUACAGCCGAAAGGCAGUGGAUGGGGUUUGAUACUAGUUUGCUUCAUGUUGACUGUCCUGUAUUUGCCUCUGAGUACAAUCGUGACUCAUGCGCUCGUCUGGUCCGACGACUUCUGGGUUGUCGCUAACCCCUAUAUAAAUGCAACGACAAAUCCUCCAUCUCUUCCGCCUCUUGGACCAUCCGACGAGUUCCGCGACCCUCUCGACUUCUGUUAUACCACAACUAUGAAACGCAAUGAAGUCAACCUUGCUCCGAUCAUUGUCAUCGUUUCGGGUGUGGCAUUUCUGACUGUACGUGAGCUCCCUACUGCCACAUGCUUGAUCAUAAUUCCUCCGCAGAUGACUAUAUGGUACCCGCUGCAGCUUCGCAGGGUCAUAAUGCAAGCUGUACCCAAAGUAGACCGAUUUACUGAGAGGGGGACACCCAGGAGCUCCAGUGAACUCGAUCGGGCCUACCAACGGCUUAUUCAACGGGACCAGCAUCCAAUGACCUUUCUUUACUCGGACUUUCGUCGGGGUUGGGGAACCUACAAGUCGAUUUAUCUGCUUGCGAAACUCAGUGCUCUUAUCAUCAUCUCCGUCAUCUCUCCGGAUAAUUGUUUAUUUCGUACUUUAUCUCGGAUUUACGUUUCCAUAACUCGUCAAGCUGUUCUAUCUGCAGUGAUGCUUAUCUUUUUCUUGAUCCAAUGUUUCCGAGCUCCAUUCAUCGAUCCAGUCAACAACGCUAGCGAAUGGACGUCCAGAUUAAGCUAUCUUCUUACUUCACUCGUCGGGCUCGCUAUUGCCAUCGAUGAGUCAGAGGCCGAUAUUUUGAAUGGCCCAGUGCUUUAUAUAAUUUAUAUUCUUACUUAUGGAUUCGCUGUUUAUUUCACUAUUAUUGACUUCAACUGGAUGCAGCGUAUCGUCAAACGUAUUACCGGGCGGAUGGAUUUUAGUAUCGAUGUUUUCUCCCCGAGACUCGACUUGAGCCCUUCAUCACCGCACGUCAAGCGGAGGACAUGGCAAGAAACGAUAACGACCCUCUUUCUGACGUCACCCGAAUGCCAGAUUCCCAAGGACCAGGCUAUGCGAUAUGCAAGUGCAAGGGAAAUAGAAUAUCCUCCCUAUCUAUUAGGAUUUGAAGGGUCUCCAGCUGAACGACACGUGGAAAAUUUGAAGAUUCUGCGCGAAGUUGGCUUGAAGGGCUACUUGAGAGGAUGCAAAGACCUUAAAGAUCAUGCUCUACUACACUCCUUACAAGAAUGGAUUCAACGCGAAUUCACUGGUCCUGACAUGCUUUGGUUAGCACCCGACAAAACUGAGCAGCCGCAAGCACGGUUUGGAACGUCCUGGUGGAUUCCAUUCCCUCCUACUCUAGUAUUUCGCUAUGAUGAUGGCGGAACUGCCGUUUUGAACCUAAAGGAGCAGUUCGAUGUAUAUUUAAGCUUGAACCAAAGCAAAGAUGCGCAGAGGAAACGCCAACUGCGGCUUGCACUUCGAGCGCUAGAUGGUCAGAUACCUGUUGGGAAUCACAAUCAACUUUGCUGCUUCGGUCGUAGGUAUCGAGCACGAGGUAUUAUGGAUCUGCACAGAGGCGUCUUCCGUAUACAACGUAAAGGCCGAUUGAUGUGGAAAGGUAUCGAUUUGGGCAGCGGGUUUGACAUCGAACUAGCAUAUAGUAAGGACAUCCAGAUGUCCGGAGACGCACUGGGCUACAGCAACGAUUGCGACCUUACGCCAUCACUAGCUCGCUUCCUUACUUUGAACCAAGCGCUCGUUGUGGAGCGUUUACCGAUUAUCGAAUGGACAAUGGGAGACUUCCGCAAACACUACCGAAGAGAAUGCCGAUACAAGGCACAGGUCCUAAGCUAUGAAUUUCUGACGACUGUGCAUGACACGCCGCAAGGGCACGAAGAGUUUGUGCGGCACGUCGCAGAACAAGAAGCGGACUUGAGGGUUCGUCAACUGAUACUUGGAGCAACGGAUGCUUUUUUGGCAGGCCACGAACGGUUUGAACGGGCAGUUUCUUCGCCGGCUGCAGCAUGGUGGUACGUAUUUUGGGAUGACGUUUGGAGACGGAAUCAUGAUACUAUCGGAAACAUGAGUUUGCACGAACAAGAUUUCAACCCAUUUUAUCCGACUUCGAUCGCCUACACGCCAUUACCUCGUCCUGCAUUAGAAGCUUUCCUUCGCCAAAGAGGACUAUACGGAAAAUCAACAUUCAACGCAUUCUUUCACCCUGGGCUUCUUAACAAGAUAUAUUUUUGGCUAAGCCAGAUUGUGUUUCCUAACUCCAGUCGCGCGGUGUUACUUCAUCUCGGUGAAGGCCCUUCGGAGAUCAAUAUCUCUGCCAUAGACACACCUUCCCAUGCUCGGUCGUCGUCACUCGGUACCGGCGGCGGGACCGACUAUGAUGAUUCAUAUAUCCGCGCCAGACCUAAUUAUCGAUGGGAAGGUCUCUUAGAGGAUCCCAUACGGAGUCGGCGGAGAAGGUCGGGAUGGCUUGCGAAGCUUGGUGUGUGGUUAGGUGUGACGCCUCUUUGGAGAUCUGGUAUGAUGACUCGAGGGCUUGCUUUGGAUGUGAAGCUUGAGAACGGGAGAUAUGUCUUGAUUUCAAAGGAUAAUGUAUGA